AACAGAUGGGUAUAAAGUGGCCGGAUGACAACCCAACCUGACGACUUCCUCUCCAGACUCGCACUGACGAACUGGACACCAUGAAGAGCACUAUUACAUGCAUUUUGGUUUUAUUGGCUGUGGCCUGCACUCGAGCUAGAAAUGUUAAUUAUCCAGCCAGUCUACCCGGUAUUUCGUCACCUUCGUUUCCCAGUGGACAGUGGAACACACAGGACGAAAUUGGCCAGGCCAGUUUCGGCUAUGCUUACCCCGGCCAGGCUCGCUCUAAAAGACAAUUACCUGAUUGUGAAACGAACUUUGGAAAUGGUUUUCCUAUUGUUAAUGAAAAAUUCAAUUAUUCAAUGUACACAUCCGAGGAAGAAACGGGCCGCAAUCAAUACCCUUUCAUGGCAGCGUUGCUGAAAUACGACGAGACGUCACGGCGAUACAAGUUGGCCUGCGGUGGAUCGUUGAUUAGCGCCACUAAAAUCCUGACCGCUGCCCAUUGCGUCAUUCAAAACGACACAAUUCCAGCGUUUGACAAAUGGCUGGUCAAACUGGGCGUGCACUUUUUGAACGAAACGGCGGACGAUGCCGAAGUCACAAGCCGAAUCAAUCAGAUAGACAUUCACGAAAACUACGACCAACUCACGAAGUUCCACGACAUCGCCAUUGUGACGCUCGAAUCGCCCGUGAAAUUCACCGACAGAAUUUCGACCGUCUGCCUGCCGAAAGAGUGCCACUCAGUCGCAAACCUACUUUCUUCUGUUUCUACCCGAACCUUGCAAUGGGGAAGCAAGGCGAAAGGAGAAAGAAACUCGGAUGCCCUCCACCACGUACACGCUACGGCGAUGGACAACGAUUACUGUAAUUAUUUGGCCACCAGUUAUUACGGCCACGAAAAACAAAUGAAAGUAGCCGACCAUAUGGUUUGCGCCUUAUCGACUACUGCUGGGGAUUCUUAUCGUCAGAUAUACGAAGGUGGUCCGGUGAUAAUAGAAAAGGACACCAGGAGAAAUGAAGAGUGUCCCUGGCUGCAAUUUGGCAUCAUUGUUCGUAAAGCAGGGCCUAAUCAAUCAGAUAACGAUAUUUACACCAGAUUGACGUCAUUCUGGACCUGGAUCGAUGAUAAGGUGAAUCCGUAGUAAAAACGGAAAUUGGAAAAAUUGUGUCGUGUGUUUGACUGUUUGCUUAUGUUUUUUAUUAGUUGAUAUGGCUGAAAAAAACUUGCGAAAAACUUGUUCAUUUUGGUUUGCAACAGAAUACAAUUAAUUUAGCCAAAA
Molecule: messenger RNA, 1262 nt
Organism: Daphnia pulex (common water flea)
Lineage: Eukaryota; Metazoa; Arthropoda; Branchiopoda; Diplostraca; Daphniidae
Product: chymotrypsin-1-like
Exons: 7
Coding region: 81-1124 (347 amino acids)
Biological process (GO): proteolysis
Molecular function (GO): serine-type endopeptidase activity
Source: RefSeq, a predicted model, not a curated record